CACGUUCACGUAAUACUCCCGUGAACAAGCUGACUUGUUGGAAAUGCUCGAGGAUCUGAAUUCCUUCUUAUAGCACAGCGGCUGUAAAAACCAGAGGAAGGAAAAAGUGAAGCGGCGCCAGGAAAAAUACUAAAAUAUUAGACAGAGGAUUGGAUUAUUGAUUAUUGCCAUUCACUUCACUGAAGGUUGUGUUGUGACAGGACAUUCCCUGGCUAGGGCACGAGCUGCCAUGCCAUUUGGUUGUCUAACACUCGGGCAGAAGAAGGAUUACAACAGUCCCACAGAGGUGACUGACAAAUAUGACCUCGGACAAAUUGUUAAAUCAGAGGAGUUUUGUGAGAUAUUCCGGGCAAAGGAUAGGAACACCUUGAAAAUGUACACUUGUAAAAAGUUCCACAAAAAGGAUGGAAGGAAAGUGAGGAAAGCAGCCAAGAAUGAGAUCAUGAUCUUAAAGAUGGUAAAACAUCACAAUAUCCUCCAGCUGGUUGAUGCUUUUGAAACUAAGAAAGAGUACUUCCUUUUUCUGGAGCUCGCUACAGGCAGGGAGGUGUUUGACUGGAUCUUAGAUCAAGGAUACUACUCUGAGAGGGACACCAGCAAUGUUAUGAGACAGGUGUUGGAGGCUGUAUCUUACCUGCACUCUCUGAAAAUUGUCCACAGAAAUCUUAAGCUGGAAAACUUGGUGUACUAUAAUCGUUUGAAGCACUCCAAAAUUGUUAUCAGCGACUUCCAGCUGGCAAAACUGGAAUAUGGACUCAUUAAGGACCCGUGUGGGACUCCGGAAUAUCUUGCUCCUGAGGUGGUCGGGAGGCAGAGAUAUGGAAGACCUGUGGACUGCUGGGCCAUCGGUGUCAUCAUGUAUAUACUUUUGUCUGGAAACCCUCCUCUCUAUGAUGAUGUCGAUGAAGAUGACUCUGAUAAUCGUGAUAAGAACCUUUUCCUUAAGAUUUUGUCAGGGGACUAUGAGUUUGAUUCACCAUAUUGGGAUGACAUUUCUGAUUCUGCCAAAAACUUAGUGGCAUCUUUGAUGGAAGUGGACCAAGAUCAGCGAUUGACUGCACAGGAAGCCAUUGCCCAUGAAUGGAUUUCUGGAAAUGCUGCCUCAGACAAGAACAUAAAAGAUGGCGUUUGUGCACAAAUAGAAAAGAACUUUGCCAAAGCCAAGUGGAAGAAAGCUGUUAGAGUGACCACCCUCAUGAAGAGACUUCGAGCAUCUGAGCAGGGCGAUUCAGGGGCCUCUGGCCUCGCUGUAGGUGCUGCGGGUGCUGCAGCUGAUCCCAACGCACCCAGCGGCACUUCUCCAGCUAGUGGCAACGACAGUGUUGCUGCCACCAUUAAAGCUGCUCUCGGCGAAAAGGCUCCCGACACACAGACUGCCGCCAUCUCUGCACUCUCCCUGCCCAGUGCAGCCAGACAGGAAGAGCAGCCACAGACACGGUGCAACGGUGAUGUUCCCCAAAUGUUGCCACAAAGGAAGGAAGACUAGGGUUCAAAUAAAUAAAAGUAGAGGACCCUUGCCAACUAAGAAGCACAUGUGCAGUAGAGCCAAUAAAUUUGGCAUGAUGAUACCAUGUCUAUGCUGUUCGACUUUCCCCCAGUUUGCAGAAUUAUUUCACGCCAUGCAUUUCAUUAUUUUUGCCUCCUGUACUGAGUGGUCUAUUGAGUAGUGUUCUCCACUCUCCCUUGUUCCUUUGUGUACAAGUCCCUUUAAAGGUAGUUGCAAAGUAGCUCUUCUGUUGUCCUUUUCCCAGAAAACUUUAAAAGCUCUAAGUGUAAUUUAGUGAAAUCAGCUCAUCUUAAUUCAUCAGUUCAUUGUAUAUAGAUGUAUUUGUCUGUUUCAACAAAUUGCUAGUUUUCUGCUUCAGAAUGUACAACCCUGAGUUCAUGUCUUGUGACUUAAGAUUAUGAGUUGAUUUGGCAAAUCGAUCACAUCGAGAUCUUAAAAUACAUGCAUAAAUUUAUUAGCAUAGUUUUAAACUUAGCAAUGCUGAACUUUUCAUGACAAUCUGAUGUCUUUAAAAUAUUCUUACAAGUUGUUAGAAACAAUGAAAUACAUACAGUCAAUUAGUGGAUUGAAUUUAAUGCCCAGACUAGAUAUCUUACAGUCAACUUACAUUUUUAUGGCAGCAAGAAAGCAUAUUUUUAAGUUUAAGUGCCUUAAUAUUUGUUGCAGUAAUGUACUGAAAUGUUUCAGAAGAAACAACUUCAUUUUAAUGGCUUACUUAUUUAUUUUAAAAUGUUUUAGCUGUUUUCCUUUGCAAUGCUGUUUAGUUUGAUGCUGCUGUAUUGAUGUGUUUUGUCCUCUUCACACUUCAAUUAAAACAUAGAAAAUUAAAUUUAGAACAUUGUACAUGCAGUGAUGUUUGAGCUGUCGUUGUUGUGUUGUCACUUGUUAUUAGUAAACUUCAGAGUUUAUAACUGAGUCCAUACACUGUUCCACUACGUAUAUUUGCAUUGUAUUUUUUUAAUUUACAUGUGUAUUUAGCAACAUUUAGCUGAGCUAAUGGGUUGCUACAAAGCUUAUGGUGUGAAUAAAAUG
Molecule: messenger RNA, 2539 nt
Organism: Scatophagus argus
Lineage: Eukaryota; Metazoa; Chordata; Actinopteri; Scatophagidae
Product: caM kinase-like vesicle-associated protein
Exons: 11
Coding region: 230-1486 (418 amino acids)
Biological process (GO): peptidyl-serine phosphorylation
Cellular component (GO): intracellular anatomical structure
Molecular function (GO): calmodulin binding; ATP binding; calcium/calmodulin-dependent protein kinase activity
Source: RefSeq, a predicted model, not a curated record